AUGACAUUCGCAUUGCUUCAGUAAUGACCAUAAGCAAGGGUAUUGCCUGCCUUAGAAGAUGACGUUUGAAUAUUCACGCAAUGGCACAGUACAUACUAGCAUUGCUUGUUUUUCUAACGAUUUGCCGUAUCCAAGCUUCAGCUGGUCCUCUAAAAAACACUAUCCGCAUCGUCAACCUUCAAUCGAACUUGCGUGCAUUAGAACACAGGAAUUUUAGCGGCGGCCGACAGACAGAUGCCCAUUUAUUAAAGAUGAGUUUGAUAUCAAGAAGCAAUUAUAAAGCUAAUGCUGGCCCUGGUGUGCGAUUGCGUGGCAACUCAUUUUCUGGUUCUGAUGAUGGAAAUAGCACGUUUGUGGACCUUGAAGGGAAGAAAGGAGAUAUUUUUUACGAGUCAGCUCCCAAAAAUAGCAUAAAAGAGACGAGAUCAAAAACAAGACCUCGGGAUCACGUUUCUCCAAAACCAGUCCGCAGCGUGAACAGCGUAUCGCAUGUUGGUCAGAAACAGAAAUUGUUGGAAGAAUCUUCGCGACAGGAAACGCAUAUUACCAUGCCGGCAAGACACGUGCAAGUCGAUGACUUGCGAGCGGCGCCUGCGGUGGACGAUGCCUCUGGUGCAACAACUGAACUGCAAUGUUCCAUCGAGAGCGAGAUGGGAGUGAUACUACAUGGCGCUGCAUGCUCUGUUACGACGUCAAAUGAGUGCCGACAGUUUGACGAUGCCCGAGUCUCCAGCGCUACAUGGCUGCGGUCGCUGCACUUCAGCUUCACAUCUCCUGAAAGUCCCCAACCUCUAUCACCCGUUUUAGUUGACAAUCCGGAAUCACUCAAUGAGAAAUCUGGUGUUACUCAUCAGCCGGCUGAGCUUGAUCUGAGUAACAACCACUCAGUUGGACAAACGCAGAGUGGCGCUCUGACUCUCCAUUCGGUUUGGAAUACAAACGCUGCUCUUGUCCUCUGGAUCUCGUUGACGCCGCGCUCCGAGAACCCUACACAGAACAGUUCUAUGUGCUGGCGAGUUCUUUUUAAUCCCACCCCGGGAUGGCCUGAGUCUGUGAUCAGAGUUCAAGGUUUUCCCGUAUGCGAGGGCCGGUACACGGCUAGCGUCACCAGCACAAUGGACCAGAAGGCAGUACUCGCGCGACAAUCCGUCGAUGUCGUGUCUCUGGCUGGGCAACAGAAGGCGAUGGAGGUACGGUUAUUGAGCGAUGAAGAAAUUGAUCUUCCGCGUUUGGACGAUAGCGUUAGACAAUCUAGCUACUUGCGUGAUAGAAAAGUUGAAUUCUUCCACUUCUGGCCCGACGGAGAUAGCGAUGCCUCGACGACUUCGGAUCCUUGGGAGCCGCCCGUUGUUGAGAGACCACGAGUGUCGAAACUCACUCCUUUCGGUAUGCUGAGCUCCAGUUCUUCGGUAAUGAGACCCCCUCGGAUAGCCUCGCUAAUAGAAAGUCAAUCUGGUUACGCAAAAAAUUUCCAGCAAGAAAAUUUGAUUUCAAAAAAUCCGAUUCAGUCUGCAAAACCUGAAAGUUGGUUGCUGUUUUCCGGCCAAAAUAAUAAUGGAUCAUCAAUCUGGACAAAACCCCAAAAAAAGUUGAGUCGGGCCAAAAGAUCCACCAUCUGUCGGGAAUGCGUGAGGUAUAUGAAGCUGGAUCACGACUAUGACACCAGCACCGCAAUAUUCCUCCUAAAGAUGAGCUUCAACUGCACUUCUGCUAACUGCUGUCGCGGUUGCUCGGGCUCGGUGAUCAUGCAGCUCUACCAAGAGAGCAUUGAUGCUGAGAGCUGUGAGGCGCUGGCCAUCAACAUGCAGACACUCAGCAACCUCUACCCUGUCGCGAAUGCCGGCUACAUCAGCGCUGACUCGCCGUACUCACUGAAGCUCUCGACGGGCUGCUACCUCGCCACGCUCGAUCUUGGCGAGAAGGCCAUGCUCGGCUUCUCCUGGUUUCAGCCCGACACCGAGCCUCCUGACCUCAAUGCUUGGAAUACUACCUUCUUUUUACAGCCAAAACCACACUUAAGUGAGGUGGAAGUACGGUGGACACAGCCGCGAUACCCUCAGAACUUCUCACGGUACUCGCUGCAAUUAUGGUACCAGGCCGACCGCCCCCUCAACUGCAGCGGCUACCACACUGACACCGGCGACUUACUUCAGGUCCAUCCCACGCCCAGCCUUCCUCUCGACGAGCCAGUAGGCGUGUUCCAGGACCUCCUGCCAGGGUGGUACUGCGCGCGCGUCACGCCUAUGGACGCGCGCUGUCCCAGAGACGGUUGUGCCGUCAGGGCCUCGCACGCCGUCCAUCUCGAUGCUCCCUCAGCACUGUUGUCGACCAACGCUGGUUCUGAUGUCAACACUACGAUGCCUGCCUCAAUUGCAGCCUUCGCUGCAGUUGCUGCAAUCCUCCUGUUGCUGUUGCUUAUCGUCUUUGCCGUCGUGAUGAGGGCGAAGCUGCGCUUCAAGAACAUGCCAACCUCACGCGGGCGGCAUUAUCAUAAGGUGUCUCUGUCACCGCCUGAAGACCGGCCGUGCGUGCUGCUGGUGUGGACGCGGCGCGGCGACACAAGAGCUCUGCAUGGAGCGGCCGUCGCGACGUUCAAACGGCUCCUUUCCUCACGCUUUGCUGUAUGGGACUACUUAGACCUGCUAUCGUUACCACCUUUAGAGAGAGAGGGAAUCCUCGAGAACCCUGCAGGCUGGCUCUACACCGCCGUUCACAACCCAAAUAUCAAGGUAUUGAUAGUGAGCAGUAAAGGUGCAGAGCUGUGGCAGGAGGCUGUUCAGAGAGGUGACAGUACAAAUGCAACUCUUCAGGAUGCAGCUUCUCCUCUCGACGCACAGUUGUUUUCAUACUUACUGCAGCUGCUACUUCACGACCCUUCCCUAAUGGCAGAUUACUCUAAAGUAUUUGUUGCCAGUUUCGAGGACGACGACAGUGACGGUGGCGAGUCCCUAAGUGGCCUGGUGCACGGUCUGCGCUACCGACUGCCUGACCACCUCAUGCUCCUCACGCGUGCGAUGCUCGGAAUUCCUGCGAUGCUAAACGAUGAGACCUCCGACGCUGUCGACUACCCUACUUCACUUUUACAAGAAUUCAGAGCAUCUUUGCAACGCCUGCGAGAACACGACACUUCACGGCUAACCGUACCUGAUAGUACCUACUUAAAAACUUCAAUUAUUCCUCCAAAGUCAUGCUCCUCAAAAUCUGAUCUCAACUCGGCGCUUUACAGUUCCCAGGAAGCUUCUACUUUGUUACCUAACCAGGUUCCCGUUCCGUCAAAUGAUACAGAGAUUCUUUCGUCAGCCAACUGCGACAAAACGCUCCCUAACGGUUGAUAAGAUACUAGAAAAAUUAAGCGACACUUCGCAGCGUGUCAAUGAACGCGGAUCGUUGACAGCAUGAUUGUCCAGUCCAGUCAUUUGUACAGUACUAUAGGGCAGUUAUUUAUGUUGCCGUUUUGACUUAAGUGUAUUCUGGAGAUUUUUGUAUCAUACAUGUACAUAUUAAAAUCAUAUUGCGACAUACUUAUAAACGAGAUUGUUUUCAAUGCAACGUUUUGAGAAAGAUAGAGAUAUUUCAAUCGAUAUCUCGAGUAUCAUUUUUAACGUAGAUAUGGCCGACGAAUAUGAAAGAAUAAGUACAUAACUGAGUACAUCACGCGCCCUAAGUGUAAACAAGUCCUUGCUAGUUUCCUUCAUUCUUAAAAUUCUCGAAUAUCGAUCCUAUUACGUGACCAAUUAUAAUCUUUGUCUCGCCAAUUGGAGUGGCAAAUGUUGAGUGUUUUCGUAUUUUUUGUACAAUUAUUAAGUUAAGUAAAAACGCAUUGCUUUGAUUUUGGCAUCAAGCAAGCGAUGUAAGAAUAAGUUCAAGUUGAUUAAAUUAUUUGGCGAAAAUUUCCCA
This is a messenger RNA of Hyalella azteca, 3897 nucleotides long. RefSeq lists its product as uncharacterized. The coding region runs from base 81 to 3332 and encodes 1083 amino acids. The record is from RefSeq and is a predicted model, not a curated record. The transcript has 16 exons. Lineage: Eukaryota; Metazoa; Arthropoda; Malacostraca; Amphipoda; Hyalellidae.